Molecule: messenger RNA, 672 nt
Organism: Dentiscutata erythropus
Lineage: Eukaryota; Fungi; Glomeromycota; Glomeromycetes; Diversisporales; Gigasporaceae
Source: the annotation of a GenBank genome assembly
CAUCGAAAAGAUAUUAGUUUAACACUUUCUAAAUCAUCCACUAAAAUUUUAAACAGUAUUGAAGAUUUAAAUGCUAAUAAUUACAGCUGCUGCAUUUGUCGGCAAAAAAAUGGUUGCAUUGAAAUCUGCAAAAGUUAUUUUCAGGAUUUUGGUCGAUGUCAUAAUUGUGGAAAUUUAAAUAUAAGAAAAAAUUCAUGUAAGUAUUGUAAAGAUAUUGAAUAUGCCUGUAUGAAAAGAUUUUGGGGAGAUGAUAUUAUGCCAAUGAUUCAAAUUGCAGAGUUAGCAGAAUGGAUAUAUAUGCCUGAAGAAUUAUUUGAAAUUUGUAAUUCCAAUCAAGUUGCAUUGAAAUUGCUUACAGAUUCAAAAGAAAUAGACCAUAAAUUUGAAAAAGAGUUAAUGGCAAAUUUCCGCUGUUGUUCCAAAUUUGUUCUGCCAAUUUUGGGAAUUUUUGAACAAGUGAAUAAAUGGACUAUUGAUUUGACGAAAAAUGCACAAACCAAAGAUUCACUUAUGUUUUUAAACGCAGAUCGAGAAAUGAAGAGUGAAGAAUUUCAAUUAUCAGAAUUAUCAUCAAAUGAAACUGUUCAUCCUGAAGCAUCUCUUAUAAGCAAACCUUUGCCUCCUUUACAAAAUUUAACUUUAGAUCUUAACAAAUUUUUUGAAGAUGUUUGA